CGGAUGGGGUUGUGGGGCCCGAACGUCCGGGCAGCGGAGGGGGGAGGGGCCGGACAUGGCGCUGGCUGAGGCCCGGCCCGGGGGACGAUGAAUAAGGGCUGGCUGGAGCUGGAGAGCGACCCCGGUCUCUUCACCCUGCUAGUAGAGGAUUUUGGAGUUAAAGGGGUGCAGGUUGAGGAGAUCUAUGAUCUACAAAGCAAAUGCCAGGGCCCAGUGUACGGGUUCAUCUUCCUCUUCAAAUGGAUCGAAGAGCGCCGGUCCCGCCGGAAGGUCUCCACCCUGGUGGAUGAGACAUCGGUGAUUGACGAUGACAUCGUCAAUAAUAUGUUCUUUGCUCAUCAGCUGAUUCCCAAUUCCUGUGCCACCCAUGCCUUGUUGAGUGUCCUCCUGAACUGCAGCAAUGUGGACCUGGGGCCGACGCUGAGUCGCAUGAAGGAUUUCACCAAGGGGUUCAGCCCAGAGAGUAAAGGCUAUGCCAUUGGGAAUGCUCCAGAGCUGGCCAAGGCCCAUAACAGCCAUGCCAGGCCAGAGCCUCGGCACCUGCCAGAAAAGCAGAAUGGAAUCAGCGCUGUGCGGACCAUGGAGGCUUUUCACUUUGUCAGUUAUGUUCCCAUCAAGGGGCGGCUCUUCGAGCUGGAUGGGCUGAAGGUCUAUCCCAUCGACCAUGGGCCUUGGGCUGAGGAUGAAGAAUGGACAGACAAAGCCAGGAGAGUGAUCAUGGAGCGAAUUGGCCUGGCCACAGCAGGGGAGCCGUACCAUGACAUCCGUUUCAACCUCAUGGCGGUGGUGCCCGACCGGAGGAUGAAAUACGAAUCUAAGCUGCACAUCCUGAAGAUGAACAGGCAGACUGUACUGGAGGCCCUGCAGCAGCUUAUCCGGGUAACUCAGCCGGAGCUGAUUCAAACCCAAAAGUCCCAGGAGUCUCAGCUGGCUGAGGAGUCCAGGCCGGCCAGCAGCAAGGCGUGUCUGGCACUGGAGACGAGCAGAGCACAGCUGGCCCCGGAGAGCUCACACCCAGAGAGCACUGAGGACUCCACUGGCCAGGGCCACCCUCCCGCCGCACAGAGCCUGCCCAACAAAUCCAAACUGGUAGCAAAGCCAUCUGGGAGCUGCAUCAACGGUGCUCCCGCAAACCCCAAUCCCAUUGUGCAGAGACUCCCAGCCUUCUUGGAUAACCACAACUACGCCAAGUCACCCAUGCAGGAAGAGGAGGACCUUGCAGCGGGAGUGGGCCGUAGCCGGGUUCCGGUCCGCCAGCACCAGCACUACUCCGAUGAUGAGGAUGACUAUGACGAGGAGGAGGAGGAGGAAGUUUGUAACACUGCCCCUGCCAUCAGGUAUAAGAGGAAGGGGCAGGGGAAGCAGGAGCUUGUGGCUGGGGCAGCAGACAGCCAGCUCUCCAUCCUCCAGCCCAACACCAUCAACGUUUUGGCGGAGAAGCUCAAGGAGUCCCAGAAGGACCUUUCCAUCCCUCUCUCCAUCAAGACUGGGAGCGGGGGCACCACCGUAGCCGUGGUUGCCCAUUCACAGCCCUCCCCCACGCCCAGCAACGAGAGCACGGACACUGCCUCGGAGAUCGGCAGCGCCUUCAACUCCCCUCUGCGCUCCCCUAUCCGCUCGGCUAACCCUACCCGGCCCUCCAGCCCUGUCACCUCCCACAUCUCCAAGGUGCUCUUCGGGGAGGAGGACAGCCUGCUGCGUGUGGACUGCAUGCGGUACAACCGGGCCGUGAGGGACCUGGGGCCUAUCAUCAGCACCGGCCUGCUGUGCCUCACCGAGGAAGGGGUGUUCUGCCCUCUUGCCAUCACAGAUGAUGGGAAAAGCUCCCCACUCUCCAGCAAGCAAAGAGAAGAGGCUCAGUCUGCUGUCAGAAUGGACGAGAAGGAGGCAAGCGAGCCAAGUGACAGCAAAGAGAAGGUUGCUCUCUGCAGGUCCAGCGAUCACCCUUGCGGGGAGAAGUAUUCUCCCAAAGAGCUGCUGGCGCUGCUGAAAUGCGUGGAAGCCGAGAUUGUGAACUAUGAGGCCUGCCUGAAGGAGGAGGUGGAGAAGAGGAAAAAAUUCAAGAUUGAUGACCAGAGAAGAACCCACAACUAUGAUGAAUUCAUCUGCACGUUUAUCUCCAUGCUGGCUCAGGAAGGAAUGCUGGCCAGCCUUGUGGAGCAGAACAUCUCUGUCCGCAGACGCCAAGGAGUCAGCAUUGGGCGUCUCCACAAGCAGAGGAAGCCGGAUCGCCGGAAACGCUCCCGUCCAUAUAAAGCCAAGCGCCAGUAGUGGCAUCCUUAUGGUCAAGAGGGGGAGCAGAACUGUGCACCCACAUUGCUCAUGCUAGCUGGUGCUUGUAUCUACAAGCACUCGGAUGGACCAGUCGCCCUGUGCCAAGGGGAGAUGGACCCAACAAGAACCCCGGGACUGGGUCCUUUCUGCUCAUGUCCUCAGAGCUGUUUCAAAUGGAAUUUGGAUUUUAUCAGCCACAGCCUGGGCACCCUGUGAAGUCUGGGAACGGGCACUCCCUGCAGCAGUGAAGGGCAUGUUCUAGUGUCAGUGCUACAGGGACGCUUGGAUCUACUAGACAAAUGUGUGCCAGGUUGCUCUGCAUAGUCCAUGGUAUUCUAGCCCAGGACUGAUGGAAAUCAGCAAUCUGCUGAGGGAAAGGCAGCUGGAGUCAGUAUGAUGAUGCUAAUGGGUGUCUGUGCUGGCCCCAUCUGGCUGUGGCUCCUGGUUUCCAGCAUCCAGGCCUUCAGCUCCACACUGCUCUGGGACAUUGAUACCAAUUUUCAAUUUCACAAAUGUUUAUUUUGUGGUUCUGACCAAUGGUGCCAGUGUUGUCCCCUGAGCACAGCUGGCUCCCUGGUGGCCUGUUCUGGGCCAUCUCUGGGCUGCAGUGACAUGCCUCUGGGCUGCUGCUGUCCUUGUGUUAGUCAUGGUGGGCUGCUCACCUCUGAGCAUGCCUCUGGGGGGGUUAGCACUGUGUGUCGCUGUUUUGUGGACCAUCACCUGGUGGAGGUGGUAGGAUUUCCCAUGCUUACCCACUGUCCCUUCUCUUGCUGGGUUGGCUUGGCCCACCCACCCUCGUUUGGGCAUGGGUUCCAGAUGCAGUGCAGAUCACUGCAGUCGCAUGCUUGUGCUGCUGGUGCUAGUUAGUUGGUGCAGCACUCAGACUAAGUGACUUUGUGGCAGGGCAGCUGCUGGAGGACGCUCUAGUUCCUGAGAUGGUGUCAUUCCAGGCUGAGAUUAGGCCCUUGCUGCACCAUGCGUCAUCAUAGGGGAAAGGGCUGCAGAGGCAGCAUUUGUUUAAUGGCCUUCCACUGACUUCAGUGCCUAACUCAAAACAAACCAUGAAGCAGCUGGGCAGGAAACCUUAGUGAAACUCAACAAACCCAUCCCCCACUUCCACAGUGUUUCUUCCCAGGCAGGGACGUCGGGCCUUUGAAUGGCUGAUCCCUGCAAACAGUUUUAAAAAGGAGGCUGGGGUGGAGAGCUAGCUCUGCCCCAGUCACCGGAGGGAAGAAUUGCUACUCUGCCUAUUUCCAUCAUGUAGGUAAAUCAAACAGAACCCAGUGCACUGCAGCUGAGGCUGGUGCUUCCACCUCACAGGAGCUAGUGUCCACAGCUGCUCUCCCCUGGGCCCAAGGCUGGACUCUGGCUCAUGCUGCCUGGGUUACCUUUUUAUACUGUCACAGCCUGACAGGUAAGCAGUCCUAUCCCCACACUGACCCUGUGAGCACUGCCGGAAGGGGCUUUCUCCUCUCCAGUAGCAGCCUUCAGGCUUGUCUCUUGAAGGAAACACGGGGUUGAGUGCUGCUAACUGCCAGGCCAGCCAAAACUGUUAAUGGCGUUUUAAGGGAAGGGUGCUGGUGCAGGUGAAAGCAGAUCUGCCUCAGGGAAGAACUGGAUUCACAAAUAUCCUGCUUUGUACAGAGCUUGACUGUCAAAUGAAAUCAUUGCUGGUCUCUGGCUGCGUCUAACACCAUCUGCUGUAAAUAGCAGCCUGGUUGGAAAGAAUAAAGCUGUCCUAUAGCACA
Messenger RNA from Gopherus flavomarginatus (Mexican gopher tortoise), 4022 nucleotides. RefSeq names its product BRCA1 associated protein 1 (gene BAP1). Gene Ontology annotation, molecular function: cysteine-type deubiquitinase activity. Lineage: Eukaryota; Metazoa; Chordata; Testudines; Testudinidae. Bases 88 to 2271 code for a protein of 727 amino acids. Gene Ontology annotation, cellular component: cytoplasm. The transcript has 17 exons. The record is from RefSeq and is a predicted model, not a curated record. Gene Ontology annotation, biological process: protein deubiquitination; ubiquitin-dependent protein catabolic process.